Molecule: messenger RNA, 2169 nt
Organism: Clunio marinus
Lineage: Eukaryota; Metazoa; Arthropoda; Insecta; Diptera; Chironomidae
Source: the annotation of a GenBank genome assembly
GUGCCAAGCUACUGCACAAAAAUUCUCAGUGGAAAUAAUAAAGUCGCAGAAGAAAAACGAUGCGAUAGUGAAAAUUAUGUUUAAGAAUUGAACGGAAGUGAAAUCGAGUGUAGAGUGAUACAUUGUCUAAUAAAUCAAAAUAUGUCUACAACAUUUCUUGCUGUUUUUGCAAUCAUAUUCAUAAUAUUAUUCAGAUUAUUAAAUGUGAAUUCAUCUCCCCGUAAGCCACGGAUUUUUUGUUGUGAUACUUCGUUUAAAGAAUGUAUAGAAAAGAUCUGCAAUACGGAGCUUGCCGAAUAUUACAUACCGACUAGACUUUGGGGCUUUUCUGGUCAUGUACAGACGAUUCUACAAUCGUUGAUAGGUCGGGUCAAAUGUCCAUGGCCCUUAGGCGAAAGAGUGUACAUUUCACUUCACGAUGGCUCUACUUUGACUUAUGAUCUUUAUCAACCUUUAAAUCAAAAUCACGAUGAUGACAUCACUGUUGCAGUUUGUCCAGGUGUUGGAAACUCAUCGGAGAGUGUCUACAUUCGGACAUUUGUGCAUUACGCUCAAUGCCAUGGCUACAGAAUUGCAGUGUUGAAUCACAUUGGCGUCAUCGAUACUAUUAAAGUUACAUCAGCAAGAAUAUUCACUUAUGGAUAUGAUGCAAAUAUUGCAACACAAUGUUUGUUAAAAUGGCAAAAUUUUCAACGUUUCUACUUGUACAUUCUCACUGAGAAUGUAAAGGGAAUCAUAAUGAAGCAUCGAAAUGUUCUCUUAUCUGAUGACGUUAAGCGGAGGUUUGGUUUAAAUGAAAGAGAAAUAGCUGCAGCUGCUACACUUCCAGAACUUGACGAUGCAUACACGAGAAAGAUUCAUAAUUUCCCUUCAACAAAUGAGAUGUAUAAAUGGAGCUCUUGUAUUAAUUAUUUGCCGAAUAUCGAGAAGCCCGUUGUAUUCAUAAACUCUUUAGACGACCCAUUGGUGCCUGAAGUUUUAUUGCAUCCGAUUAGAAAUUUUGUUGAAACGCAUCCGAAGGCUUUGUACAUCGAAUGUCAACAUGGUGGUCACUUAGGAUUUUAUGAAGGAGGUUUGAUCAAUCCAAAUCCGCUAACAUGGCUUGACCGUAUACUUGUCUCACUGCUAGGCGGUCUCGCAUUCGCUCACAAUGAUAUUGCCAUGAAGAAAUCAACGAAAAUGACAAUGUAGAAAAAAUUCCUAGCGAUCCUUCCGAGAGGGUCGUGGAAUUUGAUGCUCAUUUUUUUCAACUAUAUUAAAACGGGAAUUUUCAGAUUUCUAAGCAGAAAACAUUAGAUUUUUUAAACAAACUAAAAAGGAAAUUUUUGAGCGAGAUUUUUUACAAUGAAGGAUAAGGAAAUGUUCGGCACAAUUUUAAUUAAAGAUUUGUAUUGAAGGAAUGUAAAAGGAAAAACGUUUAAGAAAAAACCCUGGAACUGAGUCAUGUCACAAUUUUCUAAGAAAAUGUUAGUUGAAUACGAGUAAAGCUGAUAAAAGCUCCGUCAAACGGAAAUUAAAUGUGAAGUUUAAAAUAAAAAUUAAAUGAAAAAAUAUCUGAAUGUGAUAUAUUUAAAGGAACUUCACAUAUACACAUAAUAUUGUCUCAUGGAAACUUAAAAAAUAUUAAUAAGCUUUUAGGCUGUAAUUUAAACAAAUUAUGAUUAAAUUGUAGAACGUUGAGCUUACGGGAAAAGUGCUUUGCGGAUUUAAAACAAAAAGAGGAAUAAUUGAGGUUUUAUACGACAUUUUUCUUGAUGAGAGUGAAUUAAUUAUUUCAAACAACUUUAAUUUAUAGUCAGCAUUUAAUCGUUUAGCGUUCUUUAGAGCCACAAAAUUACAUUCCUUAGAUCAGUUGAUUUCAAAGCAUGAACCAGUUAGUAUCGUAAAUAUUUAAAAUUCAAUUUUUGGCUUAUAAAAUUUCUAGCUGACAGCUUUUUUUUUACCUUAACUAAAGAUUCUUAGAUCAUCAUUGUCGUUUUUUCUUUUUUUUCAAUGAUUUCAAUUUUAUCUAUUUGACAAUAUUUCAGAUUUUGAUGAGAACUUUAGAAAAAUAGCUGAAAGAAAUUAAUGUUUUCACAAAAUGAUGUUCGAACAUUUAAUUGAUGUAACACAAUACCAAAUAUUAAUAAAAAUAUAUAAUUUUAUGUCUGAAAACAAAUCUGAAACAAA